Messenger RNA from Coniosporium apollinis CBS 100218, 423 nucleotides. RefSeq names its product DNA replication complex GINS protein PSF3. Gene Ontology annotation, biological process: mitotic DNA replication initiation. The record is from RefSeq and is a predicted model, not a curated record. Gene Ontology annotation, cellular component: GINS complex. The coding region runs from base 1 to 423 and encodes 140 amino acids. NCBI's taxonomy places the organism in Eukaryota, Fungi, Ascomycota, Dothideomycetes. The transcript has 4 exons.
AUGAAGCAGGGCGGGAAAGUGGAGCUUCCUCUGUGGCUUGGGGAGAUGCUGGCCGUUAGCCAAGGCCCCACGCCCCUCCUCACCCUCGACCUUCCCACUAGCCUCUCUCCCCGCGUCCUCAACGCUCUGAAAGCCGACCCGCGGACCGUCGAUCUCCGAGCCCUCGCAGCGCACUUCUACGCUCUCGGCGCGCGCAUGCUCGAACUUUUCGAAGAAGAGGAGGUUGGGGAUGUGUUGAGUGAGACGUUCAAACAACGCGCAGCCGUUCUCGCGGACCAGGCGCACAACCCCCGCGGCGCCAUGGGCGAGGGCGCUGAUUUUUUGCGCGGCCUCGAUGAGCAGGAGCGACGGCUAUUUCGCGCCGCCCACGAUAGCGCUAAGGCCGUCAGGACGUGGAUGGCUGAGAACAAGACGCGCAGAUGA